This is a messenger RNA of Ostrinia furnacalis (Asian corn borer), 1728 nucleotides long. RefSeq names its product sugar transporter ERD6-like 6. Lineage: Eukaryota; Metazoa; Arthropoda; Insecta; Lepidoptera; Crambidae. Bases 634 to 1728 code for a protein of 364 amino acids. The transcript is spliced from 7 exons. Gene Ontology annotation, biological process: transmembrane transport. Gene Ontology annotation, cellular component: membrane. Gene Ontology annotation, molecular function: transmembrane transporter activity. The record is from RefSeq and is a predicted model, not a curated record.
UAGUAACAAUUUUCACUUAGCCUAUGUUAGUAAGAUACAAAUAAUGAAAUAUGAAGCCGCUUACAUAGCACUGGAGACGUGCAAGCUAAGCCAGCGCCCCAGCAGCGGCGAGUCCCACCUGUCAGCCAAUGCCCUCAGGAUGCCAUUUGUACUGCCGCGGAGACGCUCUAGGAGCGAUGCGCUCCGCUUCCGAAUUAUCGCGUGGAAGCCGUCGGUGUGCGCUUCCGCAAACAUGGUUGACGCGCUGCAGAACCGCGGCAGGCCAAGUAGCACCCUGAACGCAUUGUUGUACUGCACACGCAGUGCGCCGUAAGCGCGCUGGGUAAAGCUGACCCAUAGGCUGCACGUGUAAAGAGACUGGCAGUAAGCUUUAAAAAGCGUGAUUUUUACUUCAUCCUUACAACGCGCAAACCUACGUGCCAACAUAUUACAACGCACUGACAGCGCCCUGCGCUCCCUUUCUAUGUCUACAUUAUCCUUUAAGUCAUCUGUAACCCAGUGACCAAGGUAUUUAAAUGAGUUAACCCGUUUCAGAGGCAUACCACAAAGUGUUAAGUGCGGAACUGAUGAGUAUGUUUUAGUCCGCGAUUUGAAGAUCAUGAACUCACUCUUCGACACAUUAUAUUUGAGUCCAUGUGCCAUCGCAUACUCCUCGCAUAUCUUAAGCAGUUUACGCAUAGCUGCAAUCGACGGGUGGACUUCAACUGCUUAGUGUAUGGUGCAGCAAAUUCCAUACCAGUUCUCACAAUGAUGUUGUUCACAUCCCAAGACACGAUCUUGGAUCGGCAGAUGACGUCAACAGAAGGGUCUUUGUACAUAAGUUUGGCAAAUAUUGGCGCAAUAAUAGGCACGCCACUGGCAGGGUACCUAGUCGACUAUUUAGGGCGAAAGAGGAGUAUGAUCGUCUGUGUGUUUAUGCCACUGAUAAGCUGGUCGUUGUUCGUCUUCUCCAAUAAAGUUGAAGUGCUCCUAGCAUCAACGUUUAUAGUAGGCAUGGGUGGAGGCAUGUUCGUCAUUAUUCCAGCAUACAUCUGUGAAUUCAGUCAAGACUCAAUCAGAGGCACCUUAGCCUCUGGGACUUUGAUCUUCAUGAUAUUAGGAAUACUUAUUUCGAUUGUCCUUUCGGAGUUCAUGAGCUACAAAACAAUUACGUAUAUUGGGCUGACAGCUUCUACGAUAGGGGUAGCGUUGUUGAGCGUUUUGAAAGAAUCGCCGACAAUGCUGUUGAAGAGAGGACUAGAUGAUGAAGCGGCUAAAGCGAUGGCUUUUUAUAGAAACUCAAAACCAGAUUCUAAGAUAGUUGUACAAGAAAUUGAAAAAGCGAAACAGGCGUUAGCUCCUCAGAUUGAAGAAAAUAUACCUGAAGAAGAAAAGUUGACGGCCGAGUUUGGAAAGAAGCCAGAAGAAAAGCUCUCCAAAUGGCAGUUUUUCAAAAACUCAAAAUCCACGCAACGAGGGCUGUUCCUCGUCAUGACAGCGAUGGCUGCUGGCAUCUUCCAGGGGAUGUCAGUAAUCCAGUCGUAUUCCAUACCGCUGUUCAGCGAGGCUGUACCGGCUGAUGUACUGUCUCCAAUCUGGUGCACUGCCAUCUUGACUGGCCUCAAUUUGGUGUCCGCUCUGGUGGCUGGGUAUCUGACUGAUAUUGCUGGAAGAAAAGUGAGUUUAGUUCUUAUUCCCCUUUUGAUAUUUUCCAACCCACAUUCUCACAGUUACAUCUCCUGUAGGUAA